GUAGAACGAUAGAUUGAAUUUUUUAUUUUCUGGAUAAAUUUUUCUCUGAGAAUCUCUCUGUUUCUAAUCCGAAGACGAAGACGAGAAAUUUGUUUUCUCGGAAAGCAAUGGCGGUAGAUUCCAGGAUUCAAUGUUUUUCUUUUUCUUCUCCUUCUUCCUCCUCAAGAUUCUGAAAAAAAAAUAAUUCUCAGAUUUUCUCUUUCAUCGUUGCACUUGGAAAAGUGUGAGAAGAGGGGUACAACUGUUGCCUUCUUCAAUGCAUUAGGUGAUCUUCCCAAUGCUAAUUUUGCGCUCUUCAAGUGUUCAGGAGACUCUCCUUUGUUUUUUUUUCCUUUAAUUUCGCUUUUUUUUUCGGAAGAUCUUUGACGUAGAAAAGCUUGCGGAGACGAGUCGUUGAGAAUCUUUGUGAUUGGUAUCUUAUAAACUUUUUUUUUCCUACUUUUGUUUCUUUUUUUGUGUUCCGGUUGAAGAACCCGCUGUCUGCUCCUCACUCAAGUCUGCUUCUUACCUGAAUCUUUGAUCCGUAAUGCGAUUCCUGAAAUGAUGGGUUUUCGGAAAAUCCGAAUCUUUGGGUCUUAACUUCGAAUCCGGCGUCCGAAUCUUCUCGAAUUUGGAUUCCAUCAACAAUGCAUGAGUAGCUAGGACCCAACUCUCCGAUUCCCGCAAUCAUCCGAAUCAUCAGAGCUGUAGAGUACGAGCAAGAACUUUGUCGAUGGCUCAUUCAUGGGAUCAUCUGGGCGAUAUCGCGUCGGUGGCGCAGCUCACGGGGCUCGACGCCGUGAGAUUGAUCGGAAUGAUCGUGAGUGCGGCGAACACGGCCCGAAUGCACAAGAAGAACUGUCGGCAAUUUGCUCAGCAUCUCAAGCUCAUCGGGAACUUGCUCGAACAGCUUAAGAUCUCUGAGCUGAAGAAGUAUCCAGAGACGAGAGAGCCGCUCGAGCAGCUCGAGGAGGCUCUGAGGCGUUCUUACAUCCUGGUCAACAGUUGUCAGGACAGGAGCUAUCUCUACUUGUUGGCAAUGGGUUGGAACAUCGUUUACCAGUUCCGUAAAGCUCAAAACGAGAUCGAUCGUUACCUCAAGAUUAUACCUCUCAUCACUUUGGUUGACAAUGCCCGGAUAAGGGAGAGGAUAGAGGUUAUUGACCGUGAUCAGCGGGAGUACACAUUGGAUGAGGAGGAUAGGAGGGUGCAAGAUGUUAUUCUGAAGCAAGAAUCCACCAGAGAAGCGGCCUCGGUCCUGAAGAAGACGCUCUCCUGUUCCUACCCUAACUUGGCUUUCUGUGAGGCGCUGAAAAAGGAAAACCAGAAACUGCAGCUUGAACUGCAGCGGUCACAGUCGCAUUAUGAUGUGAAUCAGUGUGAAGUUAUACAGCAUCUGAUCGAGGUUACCGAAGCUGCUGCUACUGUUGAACCUGACCCUGAAAAGGAUUCAUCUAAGAAAAGUUCCCAUAAAGAGAACAGCAACAAGGAAGAGUAUUCAUAUGGUGAGGACUCUCCAAAGAAAAUCAGUAGUCGUUCAGCUUCGAGGACCACUUCUUCUGUCUCUUCCGGACAUGAUCUGCUUUCAACUCGAUCAUCAAAGCACCGUGAAGAAUGGGAGACUGACUUGCUGGAUUGUUGUUCAGAACCUUCUCUUUGCUUGAAGACAUUCUUCUUCCCGUGUGGCACACUGGCAAAGAUUGUCACUGUGGCAACAAACAGGCACACCUCGUCAGCUGAAACUUGUAACGAGCUAAUGGCAUAUUCCUUGAUAUUGUCGUGCUGCUGCUACACUUGCUGCAUAAGGGGAAAGCUCCGGAAGAGGCUCAACAUCACGGGAGGAUUUAUAGAUGAUUUCCUCUCGCAUCUCAUGUGUUGCUGCUGUGCCCUCGUUCAAGAAUGGCGAGAAGUCGAUAUCCGUGGUGCUUACGCUCAAGAGAAGACCAAGAUAAGCCCCCCAACGUCUCAGUUCAUGGAACACUGAGUGAAUCUCUCCAUGACUAUUAAGUUCUUCACUGUUCUUACUACACGGAAAACAUAUGGUAAUAUAUAUAGGUAAGCGGUGUUCUUGUUCUUGUCGUAUCUCUGACAAGCGCGAACUUCUCGUAAAACUGUGUUUCAUUCAUGACAUCUUCAUAUGUAAAUUAGUUUUGUUGGAGUUUCAUCGGAUAUUUCAGCUCUAUGUAUCAUACAAUUAAUUUCUCUUCUUUUUCUAUAUGAUAUA
Molecule: messenger RNA, 2203 nt
Organism: Tarenaya hassleriana
Lineage: Eukaryota; Viridiplantae; Streptophyta; Magnoliopsida; Brassicales; Cleomaceae
Product: protein MID1-COMPLEMENTING ACTIVITY 1-like
Exons: 9
Coding region: 713-1963 (416 amino acids)
Biological process (GO): cell surface receptor signaling pathway
Source: RefSeq, a predicted model, not a curated record